UCUAAGCGGUCACGGUGAUUAGCCAAUCUUGCGAUAAUUAUCACCUCGGGAUUGGUGUUGUGCGCAGUAAAGGGAAAAGCAGUGUAUUUUCUAAUUUGAAGAGGUGAGGAUUGUCCGUCUUGCACCGCAAUCCGGCUCAACAAUGGCCUUGUUGGCAUGAAGCAAAGGCACGAGAGGUGGAGAGCACUGAGAGCCGACGUGCGAUCGAAAACGACUGGGCGCGUAUACCAGCCAUGCGAUGUUUAUAAGGGCGGCAUGCACUGUGGCUAUUGUGAGUCGCUCAAUGGCACGACGCACCUCGCUUACGGUCCUUUUAUACGCAUUUUAUUUUGUCCUUUUUAUUUAAGUAGUAUCGUCGGAGCCUUCCUUGACCAUUUUUCUUACGUUUUAAUCAAAUCCCCAUACCUGUACUUUCCAAUAUACCUACAGUUAGUUGAGUCGUCGAGGAAGAGUGGCAGAGUGUGGAGAGAUAGAGAGAGUAUGAUAUGUUGAUUAAUUUUGCAUUUGUCUCUUUGCUUUUUACGUUUUCAAGCUUGCUUUCUAUGUUUGUGUGAAACAAUUGGUGACCGUCGCCGCUAUUGGCUAUCUAGAGCAAAG
Messenger RNA from Trichoderma harzianum CBS 226.95, 597 nucleotides. RefSeq lists its product as hypothetical. The record is from RefSeq and is a predicted model, not a curated record. NCBI's taxonomy places the organism in Eukaryota, Fungi, Ascomycota, Sordariomycetes, Hypocreales, Hypocreaceae. The transcript has a single exon. The coding region runs from base 157 to 492 and encodes 111 amino acids.